Messenger RNA from Blepharisma stoltei, 2168 nucleotides. The record is from the annotation of a GenBank genome assembly. Lineage: Eukaryota; Ciliophora; Heterotrichea; Heterotrichida; Blepharismidae.
AUGGCGAGUAAUGAAAGAGGCUAUUCAAUCCAAGAAACCUUGGCAACGAUCAGUGAUUUAAUUCACUAUAAAAAGACUACAAUAGAAAAACUCAAUAACAGCUCUUAUUCUUGUUUCCGUCACAUCAUUAUUUUCAAAGACAACAUCGACGAGUCAGGGAUUCAUCAAAAACUCGAAGCAAUUGACCUAGAUCUUAAAAAAUUUAUAUCUGAAAUGAAAAGCAGAGUCCCUGAAGCCCUCAAAAUGCUGAAUUUAUCAAAAGACAUGUCAAAGGCAACUAAAAGCCAGCAAAAAGCAGAAAUAAAAAGCACUGAUGGAAUUAAUGAAAUUUUGGGGAUUUUGGAAUCAAUUGCAUUGGAAUUGCAAAGAGAAGAAACGACUGACCCACUUAAAGAGUCAUUGCUUAAGCAAGAAAUGAGCCAAGUUGCAGAUGAGCUUAGAGGGACUGGAAAAGAGCUUAAAGGCCUGAUAAAUUUCUGUAAGUUUUUAUGCAGUAAAUGGACCUCCUGAGCCUGAAGUUGAAGAGGUUUAUACGCUUGGAGGGCAUAGUGUAGCAGUUGCGCUGUCAGUUUUUAUUUCGUUUGUAUUAAGUCUUAAUUUUUCACUACUUACAGUCGAAGGGAAAACUUAUUUGGACUAUUUUGGGAAUUCAAAUGCCAGCUAUGUAUUUGGGCCUCUUUUGCCUGCUUUUGGAAUUCCUGCAUAUGUGAUUAUGCAUUUUUCAGCGAGAGCGAAUUUAAGAAAAUGCUUGCUAUUCUCUAUGCUUUUUUCGAUUGCUGGGAACGUACUUUAUUUUAUAGCUCGUGAUGUUGACAUUUUUGCGUUUUUUAUUAUUGGGAGAGCUGUUAUGGGUAUUGGAUUGCCUGGGCUUGCAUUAAAGCAGUUUAUUGGGUUUCAUGUAAAGCCAGAUGAGAGAGCUAGAGUUUCAGUUAUGUAUACAACAGCGUCAUUUAUUGGACUUAGCUGUGGCUAUUUCUUACUCGCCAUUUAUAUGUAAAUUUUUUAUUUUAUAAGAAAUUAAAUGCUUUAUUUUUUAUAAUAAAAUAAUAAUUUAUAUGUGCCUAAAUCAAAAAACUACUUAUAAAUUGUUCUAUUUUACGAGACUGCUUGUAGAAUAUAUAUAAAUUGUUGUUCCCAAUUUAAGGGAAAGGAGCUAGGAUUUGCAUUUGAAGAUUCAUCUAGCGAGGUAUUAGGAUAUGAAUUAUCAGGAGUUACUAUGGGAGGCUUCUUUUUAGGUAUUACCUGGAUUUUGACAUUUUUAUUAUCAGGGACAUUAUUUUUGAAUCCAGAUAAAACGUAUCCUUCUGAUGAUUCAAAUAAAACUUCUAUUAAAGGACUUUUGGUGUUUUCUUUUCUAUUGCCUUCACUGCUGAGAGAAGGGUUCUUAAGCCCUGGCUCAAUUCCUUCUGAGUUAAAUUGGUCUGAUGGGGCAAUUUAUGCCUAUAUUGGAGUUUUUUCUUUAAUGAUGGCUCCAGUAAGUGUUUUGGUAUAUGCAGCUGCUCAUAUUACUGAAGAAAAAAUUUUAUUGGCCUUUUCUAAAGCCUUUUCUUUGGUUGGCUGCUCAUUUAUUUUGCUAGGCCAAGAUGCUCCAUUUUGGUUUGUAAUUGGUUCAAUUCUUUUGCUAGUUGGAGUAAAUGUCGGAGCAGGAAUUGGUUUUUCUUUAUUAUCGAAAAGUAUUCGAAAUGACCUGAUUGGGAUGAUCGGAAGCGUUAUUGAGCUUGCUGGAUGGGUAAUAGGCUACUCGAUGGGGUAUUAUGGAGGAUUUAUUGCUCACUCCCUCUUCCUACAAAAACCAUUGAAAAAACCUUAUUUUUUAACCAAAACAACAAAUUUUAAUAAAAAAAUUGAUAUAUAAGUGGUUAUGAAAUCUCUAGUUAACUCUGUCAAAUCUGAAACAGCUUUCAUUAAAAUAUAAUUUUUUACAAAUUAAUUUACUUUUUGCUUUCCGUAAAAAAAAUUUUAUAUAUAAAAAUUAAAAAAGUUAACCCCCUUCGUGAGCAGCAAAUUUUUUUAUUCACAAAAAGGGGAGUCAGCUUGUCUUACUUUUCUUAUUGGCUGCUUCUUUAAUCGGCGAUAUUGUAAAGUUCAAGAACUUGGACCAUACUAAAGUAAAGCAUAAAAAAGAUAAAAAAGAUAAGAAAGACAAGAAAGAUAAGAAAGGAGCUUAA